This is a messenger RNA of Chroicocephalus ridibundus (black-headed gull), 8163 nucleotides long. It is a transcript of the gene CPEB4, whose product is annotated as cytoplasmic polyadenylation element binding protein 4. The transcript has 8 exons. Bases 1848 to 3959 code for a protein of 703 amino acids. The record is from RefSeq and is a predicted model, not a curated record. Gene Ontology annotation, molecular function: ribosome binding; translation factor activity, RNA binding; mRNA 3'-UTR binding. Gene Ontology annotation, biological process: negative regulation of cytoplasmic translation. Lineage: Eukaryota; Metazoa; Chordata; Aves; Charadriiformes; Laridae. Gene Ontology annotation, cellular component: nucleus; neuron projection; synapse.
GCUCGGUCCGGAGGAGACGGGGCUCGGCGGCGGCCGGGCGGGGAGGAGGAGGAGAAGGAGGAGGAGGAGGAGGGAGGCACCGGCUGCGGCACCGAGGCAGGAAGCGGCGGCCGCUGGGGGGGUGGGGGGAGGGGAAGGAGACAGAAAAAACAAAAAGAAAAAAGAAGCAAAACAAGGCGGCGGCGGCAGCGGAGGCUUCGUCGCGGCCAGGCUCGCCGGCUACUGAAGCGCCUCCCGACUCCCCGGAGCCGGUGUCGCGGCAGCCCUUCCCCCUCCCGGCAGCAGCGUCCCCCGCGGCGACCCUCCCGGCGCCCGGCCGGUUUACAUGAGGGGGAAGGAAGCGCGCCUGGAGCCCAGAAGACGCGCAGCAGGGGAAGGACUGCUCCGAGGAGCCGCCGCCGGACCCCGCGUCCUGGUUAGUCCGCCGGGCCCCCCCUCCGCGGCGCCCAGCGGCCGAGACCCUGUCCCGUAAUCUCCGGGCGAUUUGGGAGAACCGGUUAAACACCUUCCAUGGGGGAGAGAGGAGCCCGGCCCCCCGCCGCCUGCACCUUCCCCUCCCUGCCGGAGGCUGCUCCUCUCCUGAGGUAAAAAAAAAUAAAUAUCUCCCUCCUGCCUUCCCCCCGACAACAGGACUCUUGCGAGGGAGGGGGGACACCGCGGAGGGCACCCCAGAGAGAGCCGGGGCCUGGCGAGCCCAGCCCGCCCCGCUGGAUGCCGAGUCCCUGAGGAGUGAGGCGGACCCGCGUAUCCACCCGGCCCCGCAGCCAGGCUCUGCGGGGAACCCGCCGAUCUCGGUGGAAGGAGGUGAACCCCGCACCAGAAACCACCCUCCCGGCAGCCGUGAGAGCAAGGAAAGAAAAAAAAACCACCCGUCCUUCCCCCUCUUCCUGCACAACUCCCCUCCCUUCCCUUUUCCCGAACGCUGAAUGCUGAUUUCUGAGAUGAAAAUCUUCCUCUCUGGACAGCCGGGACUCAUAUGAAGGACACGCAAAUACUGGAUCAUAAAUAAGAAGCGAGUCUGGCGAGCUCAGAAACCCAGCCCAAAAGGAGCAGCAUCAAGAAUCCACCCUUCUCCUGCACAACUCACUCCCCACCCAACACACAGAGAAUACUAAUUUCCUGAGAUAAGAUCUUACCCCUUUAAACAACCACACACACACAGUGUGUAUUAUUACUAAAUAUAAUAGGUUAAACCCAGCAGCACGGGAAAAAGCCUCUUCUGUAACUCACUCCCCCUUUUCACCCUUCUGAAUGCUGAGAUCUUGAGGUAAAUUUUUCCUUUACCCACAGCAAAGACUCUUUUUGAACAGGACACAAAUAUAUAUUAGAUUAUAGAGAUGUAUUAAAUUAUUCCAGAUUUAAAUCUAUUUUUUGCUGCCAAGGGGUCAGGGGACCAGACGUCAUUGUAUAUAUAUUUUUUUUUUCCUCCCUCUUAACUCAUUUAUGGGCGAGUCAAGGCUGCUGAAGAGGAAAAAAACAGGAUAGUUAGAAUCUCUUUAUUCUCCAGAAGCUUUUUCUCUCAUUGCUGUGCAUUUCCUUUAGAAAAAGGAAACCUCUUAUUUUGUGAACCAAAGAUUUAUUUUUUUUCCCUUCCUCCUGGCCAAAGGAAGGAAACGGACACAAAUUGACACAUUUAAAUAGUUGAAGAGAUAUCUAUCUUUUGCAAAAAAAAAAAAAAAAAGAAAACAAACAUCUUUAUCCAAAUCUGAAACAAAUAGCGUGGAGGGAGAAACUGGAAUAUCUAGCUAAAAACAGGAUUCUUACUAAUCUCGCCUCAGAGGAGGACGAGGUAAACACUAAACAUCAACUUGUUCUUACAGGGAGGAUUCAAACCCUAAAUAUAAUAAAUGGGGGAUUACGGGUUUGGAGUGUUAGUACAAAACAACACUGGAAAUAAGUCAGCUUUUCCAGUCAGAUUUCAUCCACAUCUGCAGCCUCCACACCAUCAUCAAAAUGCAACCCCCAGCCCUGCUGCUUUUAUAAAUAAUAACACAGCUGCCAAUGGCAGUAGUGCUGGGUCAGCUUGGCUCUUUCCUGCUCCAGCUGCCCAUAAUAUUCAGGAUGAGAUUCUGGGGUCAGAAAAAUCUAAAACUCAGCAACAGGAAAAGCAAGAGUCCCUAGAAAAACAGCAGCUUUCCCCUGGUCAAAGUCAGGAAGCAGGCAUGCUCUCUGAACCUGAGAAAGCUAAAACUGAAGAAAACCAGGGCGAUAAUUCUUCAGAGAACGGCAAUGGAAAGGAGAAAAUAAGAAUAGAAUCGCCGGUGUUAACAGGAUUUGAUUAUCAAGAGGCUUCGGGGCUAGGUACUUCAACGCAGCCCCUGACAUCCACUGCAUCUUCUCUGACCGGUUUUAGUAACUGGUCUGCAGCUAUAGCUCCUUCUUCUUCUACAAUAAUCAAUGAAGAUGCAAGUUUUUUUCACCAGGGAGGGGUCCCUACUGCCUCAGCUAACAAUGGUGCUCUGCUGUUUCAGAAUUUUCCACAUCACGUCAGCCCUGGCUUUGGUGGUAGCUUUUCCCCCCAAAUUGGACCCCUCUCUCAACACCACCCUCAUCACCCCCAUUUUCAGCAUCAUCACAAUCAGCAUCAGCAACAGAGGAGGUCUCCUGCAAGUCCUCAUCCACCUCCAUUCACACAUAGAAAUGCUGCUUUUAAUCAAUUGCCUCAUUUGGCUAAUAAUCUUAAUAAGCCACCUUCUCCAUGGAGCAGCUACCAAAGUCCAUCGCCUACACCAUCUUCAUGGAGCCCUGGUGGCGGUGGAUAUGGUGGGUGGGGUGGGUCCCAAGGUCGAGACCACCGCAGGGGACUGAACGGAGGGAUAACACCCCUGAACUCCAUCUCACCCUUAAAGAAGAAUUUUGCAAGUAAUCAUAUCCAGUUGCAGAAAUAUGCUCGACCCAGCUCAGCCUUUGCUCCGAAAUCGUGGAUGGAAGACAGUUUGAACAGAGCUGACAACAUUUUUCCUUUUCAGGAUCGCACAAGGACUUUUGACAUGCAUUCACUGGAGAACUCGCUAAUUGACAUAAUGAGAGCUGAAAAUGAUUCACUGAAAGGUCAAUCUUCACUGUUUCCAAUGGAAGACGGGUUCUUGGAUGAUGGGCGUGGGGAUCAGACUCUUCACAGUGGUUUAGGAUCACCUCACUGCUUCUCCCAUCAGAAUGGAGAGAGAGUGGAACGGUAUUCCCGUAAAGUCUUUGUCGGCGGACUGCCACCAGAUAUUGAUGAAGAUGAGAUCACUGCUAGUUUUCGUCGCUUUGGACCUUUGAUUGUAGACUGGCCACACAAGGCAGAGAGCAAAUCUUAUUUUCCUCCUAAAGGAUAUGCAUUUUUGCUGUUCCAAGAUGAAAGCUCUGUACAGGCACUGAUUGAUGCGUGUAUUGAAGAAGAUGGAAAGCUCUAUCUUUGUGUUUCCAGCCCCACUAUCAAAGACAAACCGGUUCAGAUCCGGCCUUGGAACCUUAGUGAUAGUGAUUUUGUUAUGGAUGGUUCACAGCCUCUUGACCCACGAAAAACCAUUUUUGUUGGUGGUGUUCCUCGGCCUUUACGAGCAGUGGAACUUGCAAUGAUAAUGGAUCGGCUGUAUGGAGGGGUGUGCUAUGCUGGAAUUGACACAGACCCUGAGCUGAAGUACCCAAAAGGAGCUGGGCGGGUUGCAUUUUCUAAUCAACAGAGUUACAUAGCUGCUAUCAGUGCUCGCUUUGUUCAGCUGCAGCAUGGAGAGAUAGAUAAACGGGUGGAAGUUAAGCCAUAUGUCUUGGAUGAUCAGCUUUGUGAUGAAUGUCAGGGGGCCCGUUGCGGUGGAAAAUUUGCUCCAUUUUUCUGUGCUAAUGUUACCUGUCUGCAGUAUUACUGUGAAUAUUGCUGGGCUGCUAUCCAUUCACGCGCUGGCAGGGAAUUCCACAAGCCCCUGGUGAAGGAGGGAGGAGAUCGCCCAAGACAUAUUUCAUUCCGCUGGAACUAAAUGAUCACUGCAGUGCUCAUAUGCAGGCCUCAAAUUAAGUGCACUCUUCUGUUAUCCUGAUUGUCCCUACCCCACCCUACCCUUUCUAUUAUUCAAGAUAGCAUGUCCUUUUGUAGUAGUCUGUAAUUUAACAAUAGUAUAAUGAAAGAAUGACCUAUAAUAUGGGUAUUUUGUAGAAUCUUGUCAUUGAAAACUGUAUUGGGAACUCCUUUUCGUAUUGAUAAUAUGUUGCAUUCUCUUGUCUUUACUACCGAGAGAACACUUAAUUUCAUGCAACAUUUUCUUAGAGGAGAGAAAAAUAUUAAGAAAAGAGAAUUGAAACAAUAGAGUAUUUUGGUUUUUUAAUUAAAUUAUUGUUAAUAAAGAACAUAAGAAUACUUUUAUUAAAAUAACCGUGUAACAAUAACACUAUUGGUCUGUUCUGACACUUUUCCCCCAGGGAAGCCUGUUUUUGCCUCUCUUUUUGUUUCGACUUCGGAUUUUUCCAGCAACGGAUGAAGUUAGCAUUUACCUACCAACAGGAAAGAGCAUGUUUAAAGCAACAAAAAUGCAUGAGCAAAGUUGAAGCAGCAUUAUAAUAAUGAUUUUUUUUUUUUUUUUUUACAACCUGUUAAGGGUUCGAGGCUGAAAUUUUAGCUCGGUAUGUGCUCAGACCAUGCCUCUGACUACCACCCACAUCCAAAUUACUAAUGAGAUAGGCAGAGCUUACUAUAUUUUCAUCAAAAUGAUUACAUUUUAAGAAUUCCUGAAUGUAAAAGUUGAGUAAAGUUACUACUGAGGGGGGAGUGCACUUUUUUUUCUUUAAGAGAACUCAAUUGUCUUGUUACAGCCCUAGAAAUCCUACCAAAGCUAGAGUAAUGACAACUAGUUAACUGGCAUUUCCUCUCCUGAAGGAUAAAUAUAUAGAUUUUAUUUUUGAUGGCUAUAUAUAACUCUAUAUCCUAAUAUACUAACAUUCAUCAGGGGCCAGCCUUUGCUCUCCAUUUUGACGUGAAAAAGUAGAAAACCUAAAGAUACCUCAAGGAUAUCACUGAUUUUUACUGAAGUUUUGAUAUUCCAUUGUGUCACAGGAACUAAAAUUGGCUGCUUAUUCGUUUCCCAUCUUGGAUAUAAAGUUAGUUUUAAAUACCCUCUAACUUAGUUGUAACAGAAGGCAUGAACCUAAGUAGUUUCCAAGUCUUGUUUUGCACUGUUUUCUGAAUUUGUGCAUGAAAUGGUGCAAGUGUGCAUAUGCCUUUCUUACUCUUCCUGUAGAAAGAAUCCCAACUAAGAUUCCACCUCUUCAGAACUUAAUAUGGGGAAAUAAAGAAACACAGGUAUUUGAAGUGCCAACAUUGCUAAGUUAAUGCCUGCUUUAUUAUAAAUAAGUUCUACCUUGAGAAGCAUUAACACAGUACAUGUUAAUUGAAUGAUAAAGAGUGGGUGCAGGGGUUUAGUUUGAAAUAGUUGAAUGAAGGAGUAGUUCUGAAAAUUAUUUUUAUUACUUUUGAACUAACGCCCUGGCCAACUUGUCAAAUGCUCAUUUAGCAGUGUGCAAACAAACCGAUUUAGUGGCAAUCUUCUGAACUGCCCAAGGGGCAUGGUACCAUCCUGGAUUCUCUCAAACCAAAGACUUGCCUCAGCACUGCUUGGGAAACACCUGCUCCAUUAAAAGCCUUUGUCGGCCCCUCUCGUCCCCUUCCCCUGGCCCAGAUUAUCUUUAUGAGAAGCAGUUUUUAUUUUCAAUACAGGCUUUAAUGAACUAUACCUUACCAAGUUCCAAAGGUCAAAAUGGAGACAUUUGCUGUCUACUAGUCAAGUAUAGAAAGGGAGCUGCUUUUAAUGAAAUCCCUGAAAAUAUUGACAACAGUAAUGCAAAUGCAGAGUGCUCUUGUGUAGAUUGUCAGGGACUUUUUUUUCUCUGAAGUACAUAAUUAUAGUUGGAAUGUUCCUUUAAUUUUUUUAAUGCUUGUAGGUGGCUUGGGGUGUGCUAUUGUGCCGAUCCUACCCAGUAAACAGGUGAGAUGGGUUACCAUUACAAGAAAUAACACUGUUUGAGAACUAGCUUUGAAUAAUAAUUUUCCCUUUGUACAUGACCUGCUGAAUUUCGGUACAGUGUUUUUGUAGCUAACUUAUUUUGUCAUGCACAUAAUGUAUAUUUGUUAUGCACUACUUUUGUAUAUCUUGUUUUUCCAACAGUGAGCAUUUUUAGGCACACUUUUCACUGACGGGAUAUCUCUUUAUGCAAUACCUCAAUUUUUCAUAUUGCAAAGAGUAGCUUUUUGUACUUUUAUUACUGAGAGAUCUUCAUAUACUUCAUUUUUUAAUAUAAAUAAUUUUAAUAAAUUUUAUUUUCUUAUAUUCUGCUUUUUAUACAUUUCAGUGCUCUGCAUACAUUUUGAAUUAUGGAUGUUGUGCACUGGCAAUGCUAUUUUAGAAUCUGCAGAGAAAAGAAAGCAUGUUGCUUAAACAUCUUAGCCCAGCACCAGGUAUUUGGUGUACAUAUAAUUUAAGAAAUAGUAUAUGUAAAGUUGAGAAUUAAAGAAGAAAAGCAUGAAAGUGACAAAUGACACUGUCUUUAGACCCAUGAAAUUUAAAUGCAUAAAUAUAGUGUAGAAAUUUAAAGAAACAUCGAAAUUGUCUACCGCUUCUUACUAAGUUUUUAAAAAUUAUACACAAAUGCAGACGUUUUUGGUGAAUGUUUAGCCAUUUUUAAUAUUAAUAAAAAAUUGAUGUUAGGUGUUUGAUGCAGAAAUGUGUCUGCUCUUUUAAAUUAUAUUUAAAGAAUAAAAGAGAGCCUGCUAAGUGGCAGGCAUGUAAUGUUAGUAUGCAUGACUAAUGUAAGAAAUUGUUAUUCUACUAAUAUUCACUUGUGAUUGUGUGACAAGCGUGUUUACAGAUUAUUUGGUUACACUUCGAUUUACAGGGCAUAAACAAUUAUAUACAUUACUCUGUACUUAAAUAGUGAUUACAUGUCCUUCUGAUUACAUGGGAUUUGUAGUUGGGGUUACCGUGUAGCUCCAAACAUAAUUAACAUGUAAUUAGGUUACCAGUCUUAGGGUAUCACUUCGAUUUGCAAAGGGGUUAAUAAGCAUGUAGUUUUAUCACACUAGCAUGGCACCGGCCAUGUAUUUACAAUGUAGUUACAGAGUAAUUACAUGGUUAUUUUUGCAAUGUAAAAUAAAGUGUUUCUGAUUAUUUUAUAUGUAAAGGAACCCCACUGCCCCGUGCUUUUUGGUAUAGUAUAUACUUCUCCAUACACAGACCUCUGCAGAAUGCAAAUUUAAAACUUGCAGUGAAUGAAUUUAGCGUUUUAUAAGGAUGCUGUUGGAAAGACUUGAUAAUUCACCCCUUUUGUUUUUGAAGAGUUAAAACCUUCUGUUAAAAGGUGAUUUAAAACUUGAAUGUGAUGAAUUGUGGCAAGUUAACUUCAAGUUAUGUGCAAUACCUAUUUCAGACUUCUGGAAGAUCUUUGCAGUGUAAUUCUUUGUUUUUAAUUGCAGACAUUUAAAAAUGUCAUUUUCUACUGUUCUAGUAAAUCCUCUUUCUUGCUGGUGUUUCUAAAGAAAAGAAUCAGAAAUCAAUCUUUCUACUAAUGUAAAUUUGAGAUUAUUUUUAAAAAAAUGGAAUAAAAGGUUUUGGUCAUUUGCUUUAUUUUAUUAUCUUAUUUUAAAGCUACUGUGAUAGCAUUGUAAGAAUUGGGACAAUAUUGUAUUCAACUGUUUUAUUUUUUAUAUUUUUAAAUUUUAAAGUAUAAUUAGUUUUUAUAAUUUUCAUCAGAUUUUUUUGUUAUAUUUUUUGGAAGUGCAACUUUUAGCAAGUGGGUGUCUAGUUUUUACUAAUCCCUAAUAUGUUUUUCCCCGCAAUGUAUUGCUCAUAUUAUCAGAAGGAAAAGUUAUUUAAGUAUGUCAGUUAAUUGUACUACUUGGCUGAAUUUCCAUAUAGUUUUUACUGUGUAUGGGGAGGUUGUAGUAUUUAUUAUAGCAUUUUAAAUAAGGGUAAUUCAUUUUUUAUUAAAGUCAUUUUCACGUUUAAGUUCAUAUUUUUGUAUGUUCUACUCUAAGUUAUAUAACACAAGCUACUUUUUUUAAAGAGUUCAUUUGUUGAAGUGCUAGUGAAAAUUAAUGUUAUUAAAUAGUUUGCAAAUGACUAUUUAUACCAGUAUGCAUAUAAUUUUUAAAUAUUUGUAAUGUGAGAUGUUGAAUGAAUAAAACUUUUAACUCAA